This is a messenger RNA of Anopheles cruzii, 756 nucleotides long. RefSeq lists its product as uncharacterized. The transcript has a single exon. The record is from RefSeq and is a predicted model, not a curated record. Bases 1 to 756 code for a protein of 251 amino acids. NCBI's taxonomy places the organism in Eukaryota, Metazoa, Arthropoda, Insecta, Diptera, Culicidae.
AUGGGUGACUUCGAGGACGUGAUCGAUCUGCUGGAGUGUCCGUACAACGCAACGCACAAGCUGCUGUCCCACACCAUGGCACGCCACAUCAGCAAGUGUCGCCGGGCGCACGGCAUCCUGAAGCUCGUCCAGUGUCCGUUCAAUCCGGAGCAUCGCGUCCCGGAGCUAGAAAUGACGCUCCACAAGCUGGAGUGCGAAGACCGGGAGGCGUUCGAGCAGUACAAGUUUUGCUUCACCACUCUCACCUCACCGACUGAACCGAGGACGCCGGGACGCCGAGCAAAGGACACGACGGACUUGCCGACGGACUGCGGUUCACCCGCGGCCGCGGCCCGACGCAGAACACUGGCCGCCGUCCCGCUGGCGUCCACCGAUAGUCCGACCACGUCACCGCACCGAGUGUACGACCUGCGGACCACUUCCGGUCGGCUCGCACGCCAGGACAGCGGCAACCUACAGCACCCGGCCUCGCGGAAGCUUCCGACUGCCACCGUCGCCCCGGUGCGUGACAUCACCAAACGAUCGGUGGUCAGCUUGAUCGCGACGACGGCACCGGCCCCGACGCUGGACAAGGAGAACCCGAUCGCCAAAGCGGGCAGCGUUGGCGCGGUGCCGAGAUUCCGGACGCCCGUCAAGAUCUCGCAGCGGAAGCUGAGCAUCGACGACUUUCGGAAGCACUGGAAGCAGGUCCACAACGAGCGGAGGGCUCAGCUGCGCAGCAAAGAUCGGAGUGCUCGCCGCAGCUGCUACACGUGA